AUGAUCGCUAUUGGUUCUGCUUGCAAAUCGUCUUACUCUCGGUUUGAUUGGAAGUCACUGAAACAGCAGGUGGCAAGAAACAGCAUUAUUGCAGAGGAUUCCUACGCUAGGGGAGAGAGCUAUGUAUGGGUUCCUCUUUUGGGUCUUGUCUUUGGUGUCGAACCCUCUCUAAAGGGAUCUAUCGUAGUGUUUGCUUUGGAUUGGAAGCAUUGUCUUGGUUUUCUCGGAGGAGAUGAAAGUAAAAAUAUUACGGCCCAAAAAGAGUGGCAUGCUGUUGCAUCAUGGACUUGGAAUGCUCAAGAUGAAACCUGUGGGAUUUGUAGGAUGGCCUUUGAUGGUUGCUGCCCUGAUUGCAAACUCCCUGGGGAUGAUUGCCCAUUGAUUUGGGGUGCCUGCAACCAUGCUUUCCAUCUUCAUUGCAUCUUAAAAUGGGUGAAUUCACAGACCUCUCAGGCUCAUUGCCCCAUGUGCCGCAGAGAAUGGCAAUUCAAGGGGUAACAGGACAUUUGGAUCACUCUUGACUAGUUAUUAUGAAACUUUUUUCCAGUGCAUAAUAUGAUUGAGAACUGCAGUAGAAUGUAUGUUUCUCAAGUUUUAUCGAGUCUCGGCUUUCUCCCGUGUUACCAUAUGAAACGUGCAGUGGUGUUGGAGUUUCGUCCUACCAGGUUUAGAUGAUAUGCCAUUAAAUCUUUGUUUCCUUUCUGUCAAAUGGCUGUUAUAGUGAACUGGAAAUGGUUUGUAUUUUGUGUGGUAUUCAUAUCUAUAUGAGCAAAACACACGAGGAAAGAAAAUUGUCAAGUUUUUCUCGUAAGAAAUUGUAAUAA
Messenger RNA from Momordica charantia (bitter melon), 824 nucleotides. RefSeq names its product anaphase-promoting complex/cyclosome 11 (gene APC11). Gene Ontology annotation, cellular component: anaphase-promoting complex. Gene Ontology annotation, biological process: anaphase-promoting complex-dependent catabolic process. NCBI's taxonomy places the organism in Eukaryota, Viridiplantae, Streptophyta, Magnoliopsida, Cucurbitales, Cucurbitaceae. The record is from RefSeq and is a predicted model, not a curated record. Gene Ontology annotation, molecular function: cullin family protein binding; ubiquitin protein ligase activity; zinc ion binding.